Cooperia oncophora is the source of this 324-nucleotide messenger RNA. The record is from the annotation of a GenBank genome assembly. NCBI's taxonomy places the organism in Eukaryota, Metazoa, Nematoda, Chromadorea, Rhabditida, Trichostrongylidae.
AUGCUUGAAGUCGACGGAAGACAGUUUUACUUGUACGCAACCGAUCCUCUUGUGAAAAGGAUCGGUAUGCAGUGUUGGGUGUACUGUGCGGUAACCGCUCUUGAAGCUGCAAUAUGUGUGAAGUUUGGGCGGCACAUGUUCCCAGACAUGCCUGUCUACCCUAUUAUAGUGUGGAUAGCAUUCCUUAACACCAAGGAGAUGGAUUUUGAUGGCGAAAAACGUGUCUGUUACAUAGACUCUUCUCAUGAAAAUCUUGGAGCCAUUCAUGAUGAUGUUUGCCGACGUCGACGUGAUCUCGGAUUCUCCGAAUCUGACUUACAAUAG